Molecule: messenger RNA, 2571 nt
Organism: Lolium rigidum
Lineage: Eukaryota; Viridiplantae; Streptophyta; Magnoliopsida; Poales; Poaceae
Product: cation/H(+) antiporter 15-like
Exons: 3
Coding region: 1-2571 (856 amino acids)
Biological process (GO): proton transmembrane transport; regulation of pH
Cellular component (GO): endomembrane system; membrane
Molecular function (GO): antiporter activity
Source: RefSeq, a predicted model, not a curated record
AUGACGUCGUCGGCGGCGGUGAGCGACCCUCUGUCGGACCUAUGGGACCACAUGAUGUCGCCGAACAGGACGCACCUCUUCUGCUUCUACCCGAGCAAGAUCACCAUGAGCGGCAUCUGGACCGGCGACAACCCUCUCGACUUCUCCCUCCCGCUCAUCCUCUUCCAGAUGCUCCUCAUCACCUUCACCACCCGCGCCGCCACCUUCCUCAUCUCCCCGCUCGGCCUCCCCCGCUACAUCUCAGAGAUACUCGGCGGCUUCGUGCUGGGGCCUUCCGUGCUGGGCCGGCUCCCGCACUUCACCGACAUCGUCUUCCCCACGCGCAGCAUCUUCGUCCUCGACUCCAUGGCGCUCCUAGGCCUCAUCUACUACACCUUCACCAUCGGCGUCGAGAUCGAGCUCCCCACUAUCACCCGCGCCGGCCACCGCAGCUUCUGGUUCGCCGGCGCGUCCGCGCUCCCACCCUUCCUCAUCGGCGUCACGGUCGGCUACAUGGCCCUAAGCACCGACGACACCCGCAAGCAGAAGGACAGCGUCCUCAACGCCCUCUCCUUCCCCAUCUUUCUCGGCGCCUCCUUCUCCUCCACCGCGUUCUCCGUGCUCGCCCGCAACAUAGCCGAGCUCAAGCUCGCCGGCACCGACGUCGGACAGCUCACCCUCUCCGCCUCCCUCAUCAACGACACGCUCGCGUGGUCAGGGCUCACCGUCGCCACCGCUCUCUCGGACGCGCGCAGCGGUGGCGUGCUUCCGUCCGUGUGGACGCUCGCGUCGGGCGUAUUCAUCUUCGCCGCGGGCUUCCUCGUCGUUCGUCCGGCCCUCGUGCGGCUGGCGAAGCGGGCCUCCGAGGGGGAGGCGGUCGGCGAGAUGCGCGAGUGCGCGGUGCUUGUCGGCGUCAUGGUGGCGGCGCUCGUGGCGGACGCCGGGGGUACGCACGCCAUCUUCGGCGCCUUCGUCUUCGGGCUCGCCGUGCCCAACGGGCCCGUCGGCGUGGAGCUGGUGGAGAAGGUGGAGGACUUCGUGGUGGGGAAUCUGCUCCCCCUAUUCUUCGCCAUGUCCGGCCUCCGCACGGACACCGCCAAGGUCACCAGCAUGAACGCUGCGGUGUUGCUGAUGAUCGCCGCAAUUGCUGCGGCGGUGCUGAAGGUGGCAGCCGCCGUGGGCGUGGCUGCGGGGUUCGGCAUGCCGCUGCACGACGGCACGUCCAUCGGGCUCCUGCUCAACACCAAGGGGGUCAUUGAGCUCGUCAUCCUCAACAUUGCAAGGAACAAAAAGAUCAUGAGCGACCAGUCGUUCACGGUGCUGGUGUUCAUGUCGGCGUUGAUCACGGCGCUGGUGAGCCCGCUUCUGGCCAUGGUUGUCAAGCCCGCGCGCCGGCUCGUCUUCUACAAGCGCCGCACCGUGGCGUGGGCGCAGCCGGACGCCGAGCUCCGGGUGCUGGCCUGCGUGCACGUGCCCCGCGACGCUCCCGCUUCCAUCACGCUCAUCGACAUCAUGUCGUCCUCCAGUCGCUCGCCCGUUGCCGUCCACGCCCUGCACCUCAUCGAGUUCGCCGGCCGCUCCUCGGCGCUCCUCCUCAUCAACGCCUCUGCCCCAGCGUCCUCCUCCUCGGAGAUCUCGGCCCACGGCCGGAGCCACGUGGAGAUGCAGUUCAAGCACAUCGCGCACGCUUUCAAGGCCUACGAGGAGAACCAUGUCGUGGGCGGCGUGUCGGUGCGCACCAUGGCCGCCGUGUCGCGGUACGAGUCCAUGCACGAGGACGUGACCGCCGCCGCCGAGGACCAGCACUCGGCGCUCAUCGUGCUCCCGUUCCACAAGCACCGGACGGUGGACGGCGGCAUGGAGGUGUCCCACCCGGCGAUCCAGGAGCUGAACGUCAGCGUGCAGUCCUGCUCGCCGUGCACCGUGGGCAUCCUCGUCGACCGCGGCCUCGGCAUGCCAGCAGGUGGAUCCGGCGGCGUGUACCGCGUUGCGGCGCUCUUCUUCGGCGGGCGCGACGACCGGGAGGUGGUGGCGCUGGCCACCCGCAUGGCGCGCAACCCGGCCGUGGACCUCACCGUGCUCCGCUUCGUGCAGAAGGGCAGGGCCGGCAGCUACACGGCGAGCGAGUUCGACGCGCUCAAGGAGCGCAAGGCCGACGACGGGUGCUUCCGGGAGUUCCUGGACCGGGCCAACGCCGCCGGCGGCGGGGGCGUGGAGUACUGUGAGCGCGGGGUGUUCAACGCGAACGAGAUGGUGGCGGAGAUACGGAACGUGGAGGAGGCCGGGAAGGACCUGUUCGUGGUGGGAAAGACUCCGGGGGGAUCAGGGCUGACGGCGGGGAUGGCGGACUGGAGCGAGUGCCCGGAGCUGGGACCCAUUGGGGACCUGCUGGCGUCCAGGGACUUCCAGACCACGGCAUCGGUGCUGGUGGUGCAGUCCUACGGGAGGGCGGCGGCGGCGCCGGCCGCGGGGUCGAUGGCUUCGUCGGAGUUCAACGUCGGCGAGGCCGUGGUGGUGCAGCCGGAGGCCGCCAUGCGGCAAGGGCAACCACCAAGGCGGCCACGCCAACAGGCUGAACUUACCAUCGGAUGA